Messenger RNA from Cryptomeria japonica (Japanese cedar), 1242 nucleotides. Its product is annotated as peroxidase 12. The record is from RefSeq and is a predicted model, not a curated record. Gene Ontology annotation, biological process: hydrogen peroxide catabolic process; response to oxidative stress. Lineage: Eukaryota; Viridiplantae; Streptophyta; Pinopsida; Cupressales; Cupressaceae. Gene Ontology annotation, molecular function: peroxidase activity; heme binding. The transcript is spliced from 4 exons. The coding region runs from base 40 to 1098 and encodes 352 amino acids.
UCCUCACUGGGCAAAGAAAAAAGCUUCGUCUUCUUUUCAAUGGCGAAACUCCCCCUGCUCUGUUUGUUUUUCGCUCUCUCCCUUUCAUUUGCCGCAGCUGAAGUAGAGAAUGUUUUGUCUUUAAAUGCAGACCCUCCUCUGGUAAAUGGGCUUUCAUGGACGUUUUAUAAGAGCACCUGCCCCAAACUGGAAUCCAUUGUCAAGAAAAGAAUCAAGUUUUAUUUAGAGGAAGAUAUUACCCAGGCCGCAGGGUUGCUUCGUCUUCACUUUCAUGACUGUUUUGUUCAGGGUUGCGAUGCUUCGGUUUUGUUGGAUGGAUCAGCCAGCGGACCUAGUGAACAAGAAGCCCCUCCAAAUUUAACGUUGCGGCAAAAAGCAUUUGAAAUAAUAAACGACAUUAAAGAGCGUCUGGACGAAGCCUGUGGUGUCAUCGUGUCCUGCGCAGAUAUUACUGCUCUGGCGGCUCGCGAUUCUGUUUCAAAGGCUGGAGGGCCGAAGUACAAAGUGCCACUAGGACGAAGGGAUAGCCUAAAGUUUGCGACCACAAAUGAAACAAAUGCAAACCUUCCAGCUCCAACAUCUAAUGUCUCAAUCCUCAUUCAAGCUUUUGCUAACAAAAGUCUUGAUGUCACCGAUCUUGUGGCUCUUUCAGGUGGCCACACCAUAGGAAUCGGACAUUGCACAUCAUUUGAGGAUCGGUUAUACCCUAUACAAGACAACACCCUCAAUCAAUACUUUGCCAAAAACUUGUAUGUCACUUGUCCAAGCAAAAAUUACACCAACACCACCAAUUUAGACAUUCGAACGCCCAACGUGUUCGACAACAAGUAUUAUGUGGACCUCAUGAAUCGACAGGGCCUCUUCACGUCUGAUCAGGAUCUUUACAUAGACUCUCGCACCAAACAGAUUGUUAUUGACUUUGCCUUGAAUCAAACUCUCUUCUUUCAAAAAUUUGCUUUGUCCAUGGCAAAAAUGAGUCAGUUGGGUGUAAUGACAGGUAGUAAUGGGGAGAUCAGAAGCAAUUGUUCAUCUCUCAAUCCAACUUCUUCCCUUAUCACUAUGGUGGAAAAUGUUAUUGAUUCUGCGGCUUUCAUUUGAGAUCUAUGUUUAAACAACAUCCAUUUUACAUUUCUCUUUUAAAAGAGAAAACUAUGGUGAUGUUGAAGAUAAGUUGUUCAUGAAGUUUGUGAUAGAGAUGUUGCUUUACUAAUGACAUUAUUAUGAUCUUGAAGAGGAGGUUUA